CACGCAGCGUCAGCAGCAGCUCCAAACGCCUCUCUUGCCAGUUUGCAUCCUGGUGAGGAGAUAUCAAUCGUUAGGCACCGCUGAGCUUUUAUCAAUCAAAUACUGAAUAUAAAUAGUACGCAUAACCAGUCUGACAGUUUACGCAUGGAUUUCAGAUCAUUAGAGAUGCGUUCAUCGGUGUUUAGUAGCUAAGCGAUUACUGUAAUUUGUAGGCUUCUUUACGUGAAGCUUUCCAGAUAUCUUACUGAAAUGAUCCCGAUGUUUAUUUUGUUACAUACAAAUAUUGACAAAUAUAAAUGAACAAUGAUUAAUGUUGUCACAAUGCGUGGUGUAAAUAGUGCAUUAAUAUUUUAGCCUUAUCUCUCGCUUUCUUACUGUAAUACUAAUUGUAAAUAUGCAUUCAUGUUUAAAAUAGCAUCCUUUCUCGCUGUAUGUUAUUAUUGUUUUAAUAUUAAUAUAUGAACGUGUUGUAAAUAAUGCAUUCAUGUUUUAUUAAUUAUCCUCUCUUUUACACUCAUUCCCCUGUGACUCACGUCAAGGCAAGUCCGCGUUCAUGCGAGUUCACGUGGGUACCUUCACGGCCACCGUACUUACAGAUGUUACAACCAACCGGCUAGCUUGCGUUGUCUUUAUUCAUUCAUACAUACGAUACACACCCGGCAAAAUAUCCAAAAUAAUUAGUAGUACCAGAGAAACACGUUGAGUUAUAAAGGCUUAUCUGCUCAUUACCGAUACCAGAACCCGAUAAUGUGCGUUUUAUUGCAAAUGCGAUAAUUGAUUAGCUCAGCUGUGUUGAGCUCUUUGUUAAAGGGAGAGAGGGGCAUUACUGUUAUUGUCUAAAAUGAGCUCAUUUUUAUUGAUGGACUGUUUCGGCGAACGACGAGUCAGGUGACUGUAUCGAUUCAGAUUCAUGACAUGUUAUUUAAACCUGGAUUCAGCUGUUGUCAAAGCAUAACGUGAACAAUGAGAAGAAAGACUGGAGCUGCAUCCUCAAAUCAUGCACAUCUCACGGAGUCUGAUACUAUCAUCCCGGAGACGCCUGAACCCAAGCGUCCAUCGGGAACAUCUCUUUCUAUUGCCCAUUCUGACUCUAAUGACUCUGAUAUUGAGAUAUCUGGAAGUUCUUUGAUACAGGAAAGGCAAGAAGAGUCUGAGAGGAAAUUAGCAUUGACUGAGAAUGAGAUAUCACCGUCUUCCGGUGAAGAAGAAUUACCUGUUCAGAAGAAUAACAGAACAACAAGAUCUACCUCACAAACAUGUCAGAAACAGUCACAAAAGGUGACCAGGAGCGCUUCCCCCUCGCCCCUGAAGACAUCUGGGAGAGCAGAGUCUGAUUCGGUCCACGGGAGGAGACAUCAGCAGAUGCGUGGGUCCUCCCAGGAGAGCAGCUGCUCCCAGCACGGCAAAAGUGUGCAGGAUCCGUCGAUAGAUGAUUCAGAGGACGAAGAGCCAAAACCGGGAUCCAAAGAACAGGAACGUAUGCUGAGAAAACUCCAGAGGAAGUUUCCACAUCUGAAUAAAAAUGAACUCAGGGAUGUACUGCACGAACACAGCUGGCUUGUUGAAGAUGCCUUAGAAGCACUACGAAUGUUUUCUGACACUGGAGUUGAGUCUGAAGACAGUGAAUCUCAAAAUUCCCCUGCUGCCAAACGCACCAAGCGGGUCAGAAACACCCGACAGCAAACUCAGGUCGCCCAGAGUUCCAGCACACCCGAACCGAAACCAUGCAGGCCUCUUAGGAUGACCAGAACUUCUCAGAUGAGCGGAAGGCAAUCGGUGGUGAGCUCAGAUGACGAAUACAUCGACUCUGAGGCCUCUUCCGUGCAUCUGUUACUGGACUCUGAUUCUGACCAAUCGGAGGAGACGCUAUCCCAACUCAAGUCUGAGAUCCUUGGCUUUUUCCAAGCGGCUUCAGUAGACGAGCUCACACUCAUUGCAGGAUGCUCUUUGAAAAAGGCCCAAAAAAUCAUUGAGCUCAGACCAUAUGAAACGUGGAAAGAUCUGGAUGAUGCUAUACGCAGAAGGAGCGGCCUUUCCACCGAGCUGCUGGCAGGAUGCCGUGAGGUUCUAAAGGAGAGAGAAGUUGUGAAAGACCUCAUGAGCAAGUGUGAGGAGAUUUCUGGAAAGCUGGUGCAAGAUGUAACCCAAGUGUUGAACAAGGGCCUGGGUUCAAUGAGCCAGCCGGAGAUCCUCACCAGCACAUUUCAGUUGAAGCCAUACCAGCUGAUAGGACUGAACUGGCUUACACUACUACAUCAGAACAAACUGAGUGGAAUCCUGGCAGAUGAGAUGGGUUUGGGGAAGACCAUCCAGGCCAUCGCAUUUCUGGCCUACCUAUAUCAGGAAGGAAAUCAUGGGCCUCAUCUCAUCACCGUUCCUGCCUCUACACUCGAUAACUGGGUCAGGGAACUAAACCUGUGGUGCCCCAGUUUGAAAGUGCUGGUGUAUUAUGGGUCUGCUGAAGAUCGAAAGUACAUGCGCUAUGAGAUACUAAAUCACAUGGUGGAUUACAACAUCAUAGUUUCAACAUACAACCUGGCUAUUGGAAAUAACAGUGACCGCAGCCUGUUUAGCAAGCUCAAGCUGGAGUAUGCCGUGUUCGACGAAGGCCACUUGCUGAAGAACAUGAACUCUCUGCGCUAUAGACAUCUCAUGGCCAUCAAUGCCAAACAUCGCCUGCUGCUCACGGGAACCCCACUGCAGAACAACCUUCUCGAACUCAUGUCCCUGCUCAACUUCAUUAUGCCCAACAUGUUCUCCAGCAGUACUUCGCAGAUCUCCAAGAUGUUCUCCAUGAAGUCCUCUGAAGAGCAGAGCAGUUUCGAGAGGGACAGGAUUGCCCACGCCAAACUCAUCAUGAAGCCGUUCAUCCUCAGACGGGUGAAAAGCGAGGUCCUGAAGCAACUGCCUGCCAAAGAAGAGCAGAUUGAAUUUUGCGGCAUGUCCGAAAGGCAACAGAAACUGUACAGCGCCCUGUUUGACAAACUGAAGCGUUCUGGUAAUGGAGAAAAGCGCGAGCUGACCAAUGUGAUGAUGCAGCUGAGGAAGAUGUCCAACCAUCCGCUCCUUCACCGGCAGUAUUAUACCUCAGAGAAACUUAAAGCCAUGAGCAAGCUCAUGCUUAAGGAACCGAGUCACCGUGAUGCCGAUCCGGCUCUGAUCAAAGAGGACAUGGGGGUGCUAUCAGACUUUGAAUUACAUCGCCUCUGUCAGCAGUAUUGUGCGCUGCAGGAAUACCAGCUGGACACAGAUGUACUGCUGGACUCUGGAAAGCUUAGCCUCCUCACACAGCUGCUCGAGUCCCUAAAGGAGAAGGGUGACCGAGUGGCGCUCUUCAGCCAGUUCACGAUGAUGCUUGAUAUUUUGGAAGUGUUCCUGAGACACCGUAAGCACAGAUACAUACGAAUGGACGGUUCGACACCCAUGAGUGACAGAAUUGGGCUGAUUGACCAGUUUAACACAGACAGGGACAUAUUUGUGUUCCUGCUGUCCACCAGAGCCGGAGGGCUGGGUAUUAACCUGACAUCUGCCAAUGUGGUUAUCCUUCAUGAUAUUGACUGUAACCCUUACAACGACAAACAGGCUGAGGACCGCUGCCACAGAGUGGGACAGACCAGGACGGUAAAGGUGAUCAAGCUGAUAAGUAAAGACUCUAUAGAGGACGCCAUGCUGCGGAUCGGAGAAAGAAAACUCAGACUAGAGCAAGACAUGACUGCCAUUCAAGAAGGUGAAGAAGACACGUUUUCUGAGGAUAUGACUUCUCUGCUCAAAGCGUCUCUUGGACUUUGAGAGCCAGCUCAGAUUCAAAGCGUACUGUGAUGUUGUGACACUUGACUGAAUUUAAAACAAGUACUGUAGCACACUGAAACGUGCUUUACCAAUACUACCUGCAAAAAUGAUGUAUUAAUGAGCACCUAUGUUUACAUUUCUGGUUAAAGUACUGUAAUACUGUUUUCUAUGUUUGAUUGUUUCUGUGUUUUUGUAUAUGUGUAAAAGUGUUUGAUUAAA
This is a messenger RNA of Paramisgurnus dabryanus, 4008 nucleotides long. It is a transcript of the gene smarcad1b, whose product is annotated as SNF2 related chromatin remodeling ATPase with DExD box 1b. The record is from RefSeq and is a predicted model, not a curated record. Gene Ontology annotation, molecular function: ATP binding; ubiquitin binding. Lineage: Eukaryota; Metazoa; Chordata; Actinopteri; Cypriniformes; Cobitidae.